Molecule: messenger RNA, 213 nt
Organism: Peronospora matthiolae
Lineage: Eukaryota; Oomycota; Peronosporomycetes; Peronosporales; Peronosporaceae
Source: the annotation of a GenBank genome assembly
AUGUCCUCAUCAAUAAACGAGUCAAAGGCUCUGUGUGACUACCUCGGGAUAGAGGAGGAGGUGGACUAUGGUAGCGAUACCAGUGUCCGCGGUGAUACAGGGACAAUUUCCGGCUCACUGAUGCCUGAGGCACAAUUUUCGAACACCCCAAAUCCGUUCGCUGAACGUGGAGGUGCGAGCGCCACCAGCGCAGCGUGCAGCAUCUGGGUCUGA